Capronia epimyces CBS 606.96 is the source of this 1791-nucleotide messenger RNA. RefSeq names its product MFS transporter, SP family, sugar:H+ symporter. The record is from RefSeq and is a predicted model, not a curated record. Gene Ontology annotation, molecular function: carbohydrate:proton symporter activity. The coding region runs from base 1 to 1791 and encodes 596 amino acids. Gene Ontology annotation, cellular component: plasma membrane. The transcript has 4 exons. Gene Ontology annotation, biological process: carbohydrate transport; transmembrane transport. Lineage: Eukaryota; Fungi; Ascomycota; Eurotiomycetes; Chaetothyriales; Herpotrichiellaceae.
AUGGGCUUUCUCAAGGCCCCUAAACCAAAGCUGACGCGUGAGUCGCUCGGCCUCACCAACACAGUCAGAUAUGACAAAUACGAUCCGCGCAAUGGCCAGGCAGACGCCGAGGCGAGAAAGUCGCUGGCCGGCCUGGACUACUCGCCCCUGAAACGAGUAACCUGGGAGUCGUUCUGGAUGGGCAUUCUCAUCUCAAUGGGCGGCUUCAUCUUCGGCUACGACACUGGCCAGAUUAGCGGCUUCCUGGCGAUGCCAGAUUUCCUGGAGAGAUUUGGUCAGCAUCACAGCGAUGGCACCGCAUACUUCAGCAACGUCCGGUCAGGCCUCAUCGUGGCAUUGCUUUCAAUCGGUACCUUGAUCGGUGCUCUGGUUGCUGCUCCUAUUGCCGAUCUUAUUGGCAGAAGGUUGAGCGUCACCUUUUGGUGUAUCAUCUUCUGUGUCGGCAACAUCGUCAUGAUCUCUUCGGAUCACCAUUGGUACCAGAUGAUGAUGGGCAGAUGGAACGCUGGCCUCGGUGUCGGCGCUUUGUCCCUGCUGGUGCCCAUGUAUAUGGCUGAAACCGCCCCCCGUCAUAUCCGUGGUGCUCUGAUUAGCACAUAUCAGCUCUUUAUCACUCUUGGAAUCUUCUUCGCUUCCUGCGUCAACUUCGGCACUUACGAACAUCAACGUGACAACUCUGGAUCGUGGAGAAUUCCGAUGGGUGUUGGCUUUGUCUGGCCUAUCAUCCUCGGUGUCGGCAUCCUCUUCUUCCCCGAUACGCCACGUUACCUCUACCGCAAAGGCAGAGUAGAAGAAGCCAAGCAGGUCAUGUAUAAGGUCUACGGUGCGCCCCCGAACCACUACAGCGUCCACCUCGAAUCGGAGGAGAUUGCACUCCAACUCCGGGCCGAAGCAGCACAGGAAGGUGUCGUCAGGGAAUGGCUCCACAUGUUCACUGCGCCCAAGAUGUUUUACCGUAUCUGCCUCGGCGUUCUUUUGCAGAUGUUCCAGCAGUUGACCGGUGCCAAUUACUUCUUCUACUACGGUACGGUGAUUUUCAAGGCCACCGGCAUCAACAACUCCUUCGUCACCCAGAUGAUUCUGAACGGCAUCAACUUCGGCACCACCUUCUACGGCCUAUACAUCGUCGAGCACUAUGGUCGUCGGAAGUCCCUCAUUGUGGGCGGCCUCUGGAUGUUCAUGAUGUUCAUGAUCUUUGCCAGCGUCGGUCAUUUCUCCCUGAACCGUGACGACCCCCAGUCCACUGAAUCGAGUGGCACUGCCAUGAUCGUCAUUGCCGCAUUUUUCAUCUUUGGUUUUGCGACAACCUGGGGCCCUAUGAUCUGGACCAUCUGCGGCGAACUGUAUCCUUCUCGCUAUCGUGCCAAGGCUAUGGCGUUGUCGACGGCCUCCAACUGGUUCUGGAACUUCUUGAUCGCAUUCUUUACCCCCUUCAUCACGCACGACAUUGACUUCCUGUACGGCUACGUCUUCGCAGGCUGCAACCUUGUCGGUGUGCUUCUGGUCUAUUUCUUCGUUAUGGAAGGCCAGGGUCGGACUCUGGAAGAGAUUGAUACCAUGUAUCUCCUCGGCGUCAAGCCCUGGAAGAGUUCGUCCUGGGUAGCCCCGCCCCCGGAGGAGAUCGCUGCGAUCCGAAGAGCAGCCGGAACCCAUGAAGAUGUUGCUGAGGCUGGAGAAGCUGCAACCAGCUCGACUGCCAAUGGCAAUGCUAAUGCAAACGCCGAUGUUGGUCGCGACAGCGCUGACAACGCCAAGGCAGAAAAGGACGCAGAGCACGGCGAGCAAUUGUGA